CAUCAGAAAACAUGAAGGCGGUUGAUUGAUACCUCUCUAAUCUUCCUCAUCUUCAGCGAGCUUGUGGCAUCUGCAAGCCCUAAUCCUCCAUUUUCCCCUCUAUUCACUGAAUCAGCUCAUACCGUCCAGCCGUUUAGAUAAGUUAGAUUGAUGCAGUAGCUAUUCAAUGGGGCGCCACAGCUCUCCAUCUCCUGUCACAGCUGAUAGGUCUCCUCGUAGGAGAAGCUCGUCUAGAAGAGAAAGAUCUCCUGCUCGUGAAAAAGGAAAGUCGCCUCCCAAUCAUAGGAGUUCUAAUGCAGACAAGCUUCAACAUCGUACCAGGUCACCAAAACGUGCUAGAACAAGAUCCUCUGCAUCUCAUUCACCUGUGAGGGAGAAACUCCAUGGUCGCACCAAACCCCCAAUCCCUAGAAAAUCACCAUCUCGCUCCCCUGUUCAUGUUAAACAAACGACUUCAAUCCGGACCAGAUCUCCGAAUCCAAAGAAAUCAAGGUCUCCACCGCCUCUUUCACCGCGUACUAAAAGAUUGGAAAGAGCUAAAUCAGAACGAGAUGCUGGAAAAGGGAACGAGAGGGAGUACGGGAAAAAUCACAAUAGGAUGAGCGACAGGUCUGCUCGUGAGGGAGAGGAAUUAGACAGGGAUUUGUCAGUUGAGAAGAAAGAGAGAAGGACAGGAAGGGAUGCUGCUGGUAAUGGCUCUAGAUCCAGACUUGAACGCUCCCGUUCACCUUCUGAUCGUUACCGCAGUGGUCAACGAAGAUCUAGAACGCCACCUGCCACUGACAACAGAGGGCGUACCGAGCCGACACACUCAAGAGAUGAUGAAGAUCAUAAUGGUGACAGCGAGGCUCUGGCUAAGAUGAGGGCUGUGGAAGAGUCAUUGGAAGCAAAGGAAAAACAGCAUAAGCCUUCAUUUGAGCUGUCUGGAAAACUUGCGGCGGAAACCAAUCGAGUAAAAGGUGUAACGCUGCUGUUUAAUGAGCCACCUGAUGCUCGAAAGCCAGAAAUAAGGUGGCGGUUGUAUGUUUUCAAGGGCGGUGAAGUGCUCAAUGAUCCUCUUUAUGUACAUCGUCAAAGUUGCUAUCUGUUUGGUAGAGAGAGAAGGGUUGCAGACAUCCCAACAGACCAUCCAUCCUGCAGUAAACAACAUUCUGUUCUUCAGUAUAGGCAAGUGGAGGAGGAAAACCCAGAUGGUGGCGUGACAAAACGAGUGAGGCCUUAUUUAAUGGAUCUCGGAAGCACCAAUGGGACCUUCGUCAAUGAUGAGCGGCUUGAACCCCAGCGAUACUACGAACUGUUUGAGAAGGACACUAUGAAAUUUGGCAAUAGCAGCCGCGAGUAUGUUCUGCUGCAUGAGAAUUCUACCGGAUGAUGCCAUCCAUCUCUUCCCUGAAAAAGCUUUCGGAAAAUGGCGAGGGGAGCAAGCGGACGCAUUCUUUGCUGGAGUAUGUUGGUGUGGACGUUAUAAAAAGACUGGAUAUACUGAAACCGAGCUUUACUUUAUUGGUAGUAAAUUAAGCGGAAGUUUGCACUCAAAUCUAUCUGUGGUGUCUCAUUGUAGUAAAUUGGUGAAAUGGAACGGAGGAAAAUGCUGCCCUUGAUUGUGUUGUUUUGAUUUGGUUUAAAACUGGAAGCUUUUGUAUUCGCAUUUGAAGCGUUAGGUAAAUUGGUACUACUUCUACUCA
Molecule: messenger RNA, 1685 nt
Organism: Salvia splendens (bonfire salvia)
Lineage: Eukaryota; Viridiplantae; Streptophyta; Magnoliopsida; Lamiales; Lamiaceae
Product: FHA domain-containing protein DDL
Exons: 11
Coding region: 167-1372 (401 amino acids)
Molecular function (GO): protein binding
Source: RefSeq, a predicted model, not a curated record